CUCAUUUUAGUUUAUUACAAACAUCGGGACAAGCUACAUUUCUACAAGUAUUUUCUAACAAAAAUAUUUAGAUUUUCAUUUUUUGGCUAGCGCCGCAAAAGCAAAAAAGUACAAAUUCAUUGUUAAUUUUUAGCAAUACCAAAAGCAAGGACCAAGAUCUAAUUAGGAAGGGCACAGUGCCGCAAUCUAACCGCGUCCCAUCUCUCAGAAUGAAUCCCACCAAUUUGGGCAGACAGAAUGGAGCUCUGGUGCUGGAAGUGUUGAAGGUGUUGGGUCGUCCGGCGACCAGUUACGAGGUGGCCGAAAGGGUGUCGGACGUUUACCGGCUGCCGCUGCUUCCCAUCCGGCCAGUGGUCACCGACGUCCUCGAGGGCGGACUGCGCCAGGGGUUCUUCAGCUGCUCCAACGGCCGCUACUCCGUGGUGCAGUCAGUGGUGGACCAGCUGGGCCGGGACAUCGAUCAGUAUGCGGUGGAGAUUUUGGCGGGGUGCAGUUCCACAGGAGCCCCGCCCCAGAUGUCGCCCCUGAUGCUUAAGCUGCAGCAGCUGGACGGAUCGCCGCCCAUGGUGUUCGCGAACGGGUACCGCCGGACGACCUCUGGGGAGCAACGCGAGCGGAUGCCCUCCGGGGAUGUGCCCCUGGACGCCCGUCUCCUGAUGUUGCCCGUCUCAACCCUACUGUGAAAAUUCUCUAUUUUUCAAAUUAUUCCACCCAUUGCACAGAUUUGUGAUUUGUGCAUAGAAAAACUUCUGACGUCCAAUAAACUCAGGGCAAGGCUAUGAGUUUGGACCAAGA
Drosophila rhopaloa is the source of this 795-nucleotide messenger RNA. RefSeq lists its product as uncharacterized. Lineage: Eukaryota; Metazoa; Arthropoda; Insecta; Diptera; Drosophilidae. The transcript has a single exon. The coding region runs from base 210 to 683 and encodes 157 amino acids. The record is from RefSeq and is a predicted model, not a curated record.